Molecule: messenger RNA, 2541 nt
Organism: Hemiscyllium ocellatum (epaulette shark)
Lineage: Eukaryota; Metazoa; Chordata; Chondrichthyes; Orectolobiformes; Hemiscylliidae
Product: retinol dehydrogenase 13-like
Exons: 7
Coding region: 43-1047 (334 amino acids)
Source: RefSeq, a predicted model, not a curated record
CGGGAUUGUGGUAGCAGUCGUUUUUUCAGUUACAGAGCGAGCAUGAUGAGCAAAUAUAUAUUGCCGCUAUCAAUUGCUGGAACUGUAAUUGGUGGAGCAGUUUUAGUCAAAGACUAUGCAACGGGUGGAAUGUGUCCAAGUAAAGCAACAGUAUCAGGAAAAACUAUAAUCGUAACUGGAGCAAACACUGGUAUUGGAAAAGAAACUGCCCGAGAACUGGCCAGCAGAGGUGGCAGAAUUAUAAUGGCAUGUCGAGAUAUGGAGAAAUGUGAAACAGCUGCUCGAGAAAUUAGAGGUGAAACCCUGAAUCAUCAUGUGUAUGCAAAGCCUCUUAACCUUGCAUCGCUGAAAUCAAUUCGAGAGUUUGCCAAACAAGUAAAUGAAGAGGAAGAGAAUAUAAAUGUGUUAAUUAACAAUGCUGGUAUUAUGAGAUGUCCUCACUGGAAAACAGAAGAUGGAUUUGAAAUGCAGUUUGGCGUAAAUCACCUUGGUCAUUUUUUGUUGACAAACCUGCUACUUGAAAAAUUAAAGAAUUCUGGAAAUGGUCGCAUCAUAAAUGUAUCGUCACUUGCUCACAAAGUGGGACAAAUUGAUUUCAAUGAUCUCAACUGGGAAAAUAAAAAAUAUGACACCAAGGCAGCAUACUGUCAGAGCAAACUUGCAAACAUAUUGUUUACAAGGGAACUGGCUAAAAGACUUUAUGGAAGUAAAGUUACAGUCAAUGCUGUGCACCCAGGAGUGGUGAACACUGAACUAGGCAGACACACAGGGAUGCAUAAAUCAAAAUUUUCCAGGACAACAUUGGGACCAUUUUUCUCUCUUCUCGUAAAAUCCCCACUUUUAGGAGCACAACCCUCCAUAUAUCUGGCUGUAGCAGAGGAGCUGGAAGGGGUAUCUGGAAAAUACUUUGAUGUUAAUGAAGAAAAAGACCCUGCUCCGCAGGCUCUGGAUGAUGAGACAGCCAAGCAUUUGUGGGAAGUAAGUGCAGAAUUAGUGGGACUGAAAAAUGACAAUUCUGAUCCACAGCCCUCAAACUUCCAAUGCUAAUGUAGGCAGUCAGAAUAGCAGGAGAACUAUAGAAACGGCAUCAAGGAAAAUUAUGUUUAAUCAUGCAUUGCAAGGUAUUUAUUUAUACUGCUGAUCACUCUUUGUAUUUUGAAGAAAACUAACUAUUACAUCAUUGCUUUUUAUUGCAUGUGAGGCUGUAUUGAUCUGUUUACCUUGUUUCAUCAUAGUCAAUGCAAUGUUAGGCUAUUUAAUGAAUUAAAUCUGGUUCACUUUAGAGGCCGAAUGGUCUGGCCGACAUGUGACUGCAGACCUACAGCAAUGUGGUUGAUUAAGUACUUGAAUUACAAUUUAAUAUACCAGAAGAUUUUACAAAAUUAUCUUGUAUCCAUAAUUUUUAAGGUAUAAUAAUUCAAAUUUGGCACUACCAAAAUAUAAACCCAUUUUUUUUCCUCACAAAGUAGAUUUCAUUCAUUGCACUUGCCUUGGCAGAUUAUUCCACAAAUGGAUAUUUGGACUCUAGUGCUUCAAGGGUUCAACAUGAUUUCCAGUUCCUGGGUAUGACGUAGCCUUUCCUCAUAGAGCCUUUGACUCAGCUUAAACCUCCUUCUCCCACCUCACCAUACAUACACACUCACACACUCACUCUCACUCACUCUCGUCCAUAUUCCUUUUCCCGUACGUUUUCAAAAGAGGCCCAUGCUGUACUGCAGACCAACUGAACAGAUCAUUUCAUCCAACCAGGUCCUUCCUUGACAUUAGGGCAGACAGAACCUCAGCAUGUUAUGAAACAAUAUUGGCAUAUCAAGGGUCUACACACAACUUGAUACUCACAUAGGUAAUCUUCAGGAUGCGAGCAGCAAUACGUAUGUUUACCCACUGAUCCAAAGGUGUAUGCAUUGAGAGGUUUGUCCCUACAGACACACUCCAUUUUCAAUUACUAGAUAGUGUAGAAAUGGCCCAAAUUAGUCAUUUAAACAGUCCUACAGCAGAGAAAAAAAACCAUUUAGCUCAUCAUGUCUAUGGCAAUAAAUGUUCCAAUUCCAGAGAAAGUACUGCAGAUGCUGAAGAUCAGAGUCGAAAAGUGUGGCACUGGAAAAGCACAGCAAGUCAGGCAGCAAGAGAAUCGACAUUUUGGCGAUAAGCCCUUCAUCUGAAUUCAGUGUUUACGAUCUUCUAUCGGUUGAAAAAUGUAUUUGUUGCUAAUGCAGGGAAAUUGAUUAAUGGCUUACCUUGCUUCAAUGGAUGGAAGAAUAAUUAGGGAUGUGAAUUUGGGAAUGAGACAAUCGCAUUAAAUUUACUCUUGCCUGUCAAUAGUUAAGUUGAUGGAGCAAAAGACUAUUAUGUCUCAAAACUAUCAUCCUUAGGUUGCUGGUUCAAUUCCAGCUUGACUGAGUCAGAACAUUCCUAAAGGAUGACAGCUUGUGAUAGAGCAGAGGAUUGUAUUGCAUCAGCUGAACUGUUGAUGGGCAGGAGUAAAUGUUACGUGAUAUUGGCUCAUUCCCAAAUUAAGAUCCCUAACUAUUCUUCCAUCCA